Alligator sinensis (Chinese alligator) is the source of this 1793-nucleotide messenger RNA. RefSeq names its product zinc finger protein RFP-like. NCBI's taxonomy places the organism in Eukaryota, Metazoa, Chordata, Crocodylia, Alligatoridae. Gene Ontology annotation, molecular function: zinc ion binding. The coding region runs from base 175 to 1767 and encodes 530 amino acids. The record is from RefSeq and is a predicted model, not a curated record. The transcript has 6 exons.
GCAGAGGCUGUGUGUGUUAACUGUUCCCCUGCGCUGGCUCUGUCUGCUUGGGCUCAGGGAUUGGUAAGGCAGGGGCUCCGCCCAGGCUUUGCAGUGACAGCAGGAAGUGAAACAGGCUGUUGCACUCAGGAAAGUAAAUUUACUUGUCCGGCUGCUCCCCUCUGCCCAGGAGCCAUGGCUGCGGGGGACCUGGCAGGGAGCAUCCAGGAGGAGCUGACCUGCUCCGUAUGUCUGGACUAUUUUACGGAUCCGGUGACUCUUGACUGUGGGCACAACUUCUGCCGCGCCUGCAUCGACCAGUGCUGGGGGGAGUCGGAGCCAAACUGCUGCUGCCCCCAGUGCAGGGAAACGGCCCCGCGGAGAAACCUGCGGCCCAACCGGCAGCUGGGCAACGUGGUGCAGCUGGUGAAGGGGCUGAGGCUGCAGGCGGAGAAGGAGCCCGAGGGGCAGCGCAUGUGCGAGAGGCACCAGGAGCCUCUGAAGCUCUUCUGCGAAGAGGACGAAGCCCCCAUCUGCAUGAUCUGCAGGGAGUCCCGGGCGCACAGAAAUCACACGGUGAUUCCCAUCGAGGAGGCUGCCCCCGAAUACAAGGAACAAAUCCGGAGCGGCCUCGAGCACCUGAGGGAGCAGAGAGAGGAGCUGCAGGGCCUGAAACGCGCCUGGGAGCAGGAGAGUGAAAGGCUCCUGAGGCAGACGGAUCUGGAGAGACAGCUGGUGGUGUCUGAGUGCGAGGGGCUGCGCAAGCUCCUGGAUGAACACCAGUGUCUCUUGCUGGCUCGGCUUGGAGAGCUGGAUGCAGAGAUUGUGAGAAGGAGGGAGGAAAAUGCUGCCCGCCUGUGUGAAGAGACUGCCCGCCUAAGCACCCUGAUCAUGGAGCUGGAGGGGAAGUGCCAACGCUGGCCUGAGCUCCUACAGGGUGUCCAAAGCACCGUAAGCAGGGGCAAGGAGGGGACACCUCUGCAUCCAGCCCCCAAGUUCCCUGAGCUGGAGAAGAGAAUCCAGGAUUUCUGUGAAGAAAACAAGUUGCAGGAGGCUGUGAUAGCGUUUCUGGUUACUCUAGGCUCUGAUGAAGAUGAUUUCCCUACUUUGCGAGACAUUCAGAAAAGUCUAAAGACUGAGUUAAAACCCUUAUAUGACAUAAAAGAUGUAAAAAGGGGUUCAAAUGGACAGAUUGUGAUAACUCUAUAUGCCAAGGAGGGAGGAAGAUUGAUUGUAACCACCUUUGACGACCCACGGUAUUUUAAGCCAACCAUCCUCUGGCCAUUGAGACAAUAUCCACCUCAAAUCCAAGGUGGGCAGCAAACCAUUGUCCAUGUCCCCAGGGAGACACACAGCAGCUGGCCACACCGCUACUGCGGGGACCCAGCAAAAGUCCCGGUAUCCACUUCAUCUGUAGAGUCGAGCGUAGAACUAUAUGGAGAUCCCAACGCUCCCAUGUUCCGGCUCUUGUUGAGCCCAUUGAUUGGGGAACCCCUGGGAAAUGUUUUAAGCUCCCUAGGGAAGCUGACCAACGCCCAGCAAGAACAACAUACGCAGAAGGUCGCUGCUGCCGCAACACAAUGGACAGCCGUGCCGAACAAACCCCGCAGUACGGGACCACCGGAACGAUCUCCGGAAGAACGGGCCAUGUUCGGGUUCCUCCUUAAUAAGAGCGGCCUGACCAAGGCACAAAUCCGCCAUCUGGGAGACACGGCCCAACGGGCCCUGGCGGAGAGACUGGGCUUCAUGUUCCGCUCGGGAGACAGCGAAAAGGAAAAAAAACAGUAGCGGUCGCCGAGACGGGCUCCGCCGGC